AUGGGUCUCGGCGGUCACCUCGAGGACCCGUCGAAAGUCAUAUCGCACGAAUGGAGUCGAGCGAUUCGAAUUGUUGCGACAAUAUCUUCUAGUUUCAGUGUCAUUGGUACACUGAUAACUAUUUACUGGUUUUUCAUGAUGCGACGCAACUUUCGCAGAAAUCUGAUCCUGUAUCUCGUCGUGGCCGACUUCUUUAAAUCGUUAUGGUACAUAAGCUUUUCGGGUGUUUCUCUUCACCGCGGCUCAAUCGACACACAUUCGUCUUUCUGUCAAGGGUUUGGUUUCUUGUUACAGGCCUCAACUAUGGCUUGCGACUAUGCAAUCUUCAUCAUGUCGUUCCACAUGUACCUUCAAAUUUUUAGCACAGGUAGUAGAAUGUUUGGCCACGACGGCUUGUAUCGGUUCCGACACACCGUAAUGGGAGGAUGGUUUGUAUUCCCUUUCCUAUGCGCCGUCCUCGCUUUUAUUCAAGGACGCGAAGGAUACAUUGCACAAGGACCCUUCUGUACUUUGCCUAUCCGUCCUUACUGGUACCGACUUGCAUUGCAAUGGAUCCCUAGAUAUCUCAUCUGGCUCUACAUCAUGUUCGUCGCCUUCCGCAUCUACUUGCAUGUCGGCCAAGGCUUCAAGAUUUUUGCUCGCGAAGACGACAAGGACUCGAGCACCGGAACCAAUGGAUAUGGAGAAAGUCUGGGAACCAUGCCUGGAGAAGGAACACAAGACCUGCGAGUGGCGAAGAAGAGAGGUCCCAACGCUGGGGAACUGCAAGAUCUCUCUAAUCUUACCGAGAGCAAAACUGCAAGUAGCCAGGCUCCUACGAGCAGCUCCAGCCAAGGUAGCCAGUCCACUUGGCCGACCUCUUUGAACUCUUCCGCCGAGGGCUUCAAGGUGCAUUCAGCAAAUCAGUCCAGACGAAGCAGUCACGUCGUUAUCCUCACCGAUGGAACUACUCACCACGAGCUCCUUCAGGUGCCUCCAGAAGCCAAGGUGCAAAGGCAAUCUGUAUCAACCGUCGCAUCAUGGAGGACUUCGGCAGACAUGACUGCUGCAGCAGGUGCUCAAUCAGUCAACCUUGCGCCCAUCGAAGAAGGCCACCAAAUGAUAAGUGGAGACAAAGCAGACAUUGCCUCAGCAGACACACCUCUCAAAAAGCGACGCCGAGCCAUUCAACGCCAACUACGCCUUCUCUUCAUUUACCCAAUCACCUACCUCAUGGUCUGGACAAUCCCCUUUGUCUACCACAGCUUCAACUACUCGGACCACUACGCAGCAAACCCCAUCCCCAUCCUAGCACUCCUUUCAACCUUCUGCGUGACAAUCGCCGGAACAGUAGAUUGUGUAGUUUUCGGAUGGCGAGAGAAGCCCUGGCAACACGUUCCAGGCGCCGAUGGCACUUUUCUCGGCAGCUUCAAAUUUUGGUCUUUUACAACGAGAAAGCGAAGACGCUGGAACACUCCCGCACCCAAGCGCUUGCCUUCGCUGGAAAGAGAAGAGCAAGAGGCAUCAGCAGUGGCUGCUCAAGCCGACACGAAAGCAAACCGUCUCAGCGGAGCAAACAGACUUGCUUCUUCGAGCAGUGCCAAACCCAUGGUUCCCAUGCAUAAAAAGACGUUUUCCGGAACUUCGGAUAGAGCCAAUAGGGCUGCUGAGCAAGCGGCAGAAAGAUUGGCUCUUGAGAGAGCGGAUCGUCAGAGCAGGAUGUCGACGAGGAACUCGUCCAUCAAUCCUGCAAACGAGUGGUUCGAGCGAAGACUGAGUGAAUGCGUGAGUCCGACAAGAGAGAACUCUGCAUUCGAUAUGACGCCCAGUCCUACCAAGGAGUGA
Messenger RNA from Aureobasidium pullulans EXF-150, 1824 nucleotides. RefSeq lists its product as uncharacterized. Gene Ontology annotation, biological process: adenylate cyclase-activating G protein-coupled receptor signaling pathway. The record is from RefSeq and is a predicted model, not a curated record. The transcript is spliced from 3 exons. NCBI's taxonomy places the organism in Eukaryota, Fungi, Ascomycota, Dothideomycetes, Dothideales, Saccotheciaceae. The coding region runs from base 1 to 1824 and encodes 607 amino acids. Gene Ontology annotation, cellular component: plasma membrane. Gene Ontology annotation, molecular function: G protein-coupled receptor activity.